Messenger RNA from Drosophila mauritiana, 1269 nucleotides. RefSeq lists its product as uncharacterized. The transcript has 2 exons. The coding region runs from base 1 to 1269 and encodes 422 amino acids. The record is from RefSeq and is a predicted model, not a curated record. NCBI's taxonomy places the organism in Eukaryota, Metazoa, Arthropoda, Insecta, Diptera, Drosophilidae.
AUGGAGAAGCACGCAACUGCCAGGGGAUUUUGUCUAUGCCACCUGAUUUGUGUGUGGUAUCAGACUGGAAGGAUCGGACUAUAUUUGGGUUUCUAUAACGUGGGUUACUCGGAGCAAAUGAGGCAAUUCGUAUGCGACGAACAACUGUAUGUGCAAAUAACGGCCUUUGUUAAUUUGCUGGCCAGUUGGUUGUAUCUGUGCUUCAGUCAUCGUUGGAUCUACGACCAGUUUGUGAACCUACUAUAUGUUCCACUAUAUAUUUACUUUUUAAUCCUGAGAAGACAUCUCACAAAGCUCUUGAACGAAUGUGCUGACCUGCAUAGGUCAAUGCAAAUGAUAAUGGGAGAUCGGUUGUGUGCAAAGAUACCUAGAGAAUGUAUCUACACUCUACUACUAAUCAUAAUUAUCAUUCUGCGAAUCCUUUGGCAGCUCCGAAUCUAUUCGAUAUAUCAGAGUAUUUUUAUAUUCGGCGUGGCAUUUAUCUAUCACUUUGAGCUGCUGUUUUUUGGAAACUAUCUGAUCUGGCUAAGCUGUAUCUUUAGAUCGCUAAAUGUAUUUCUUGCGCAAGACAUGAGAAGUGAUAGAUUGAACAUAUUGAAGGGAGUGCUGAGACAGCAAACCAUUAUUUGGCGAGUUCAUCGAACUGUAUCCCGAUACUUUGCCCUGCAUAUCAUCAGUUUCAUGAUCCAACCAGGCAUAAAAAUUUGCAUAAUAUUAACGUGUUCAGGCCAACAAAUGAAUGCGCAAAUGAUUUCACUAAUGUUACAUCUACUUUUGUUGGCCUUGUUUAUGAUAAUUGCUUCGAAUCUGCAAAAGCAGCAUCGCAAAUUUCAGAAAAAUUAUCUCGGCCUUAAAGAUGACCCCAACUACUUUGUAUUGAAAUCCUGGCGCCUGUUGCAGAAUAGAACUUUGCCACAGGCUUUUGGAGUGACAUUCUUCCGAAAGCGGGAGAAAGUUCAGUACAAACAGGAUGUGGUAACAAUGCUGUUCUUGAAUAACUGCUCCGUUCUGCAAUUGACCAAACAACCACUCUGUUUAACAUUUUUUGGCUUUAAAGCUGUCAGGUUUGGCAUUUCUAUAUCUAUGCUAAGGAGUUGCCUGAAAACCCACAUCCGUGAACUUUUGCUAAUGCUUGUAGUUCGCUCACUUUUCAACAAGUACGCAACUUCGCAGGACUACGCGUAUGAGUCCCAGGACGAUUUCAAUGGAAAUGUUACCCAAACAAUUAGUCAAGUCUAUCGCUUUUAUUUCUAUGAUGAGUUCGAGUGA